Molecule: messenger RNA, 1676 nt
Organism: Sphaerodactylus townsendi
Lineage: Eukaryota; Metazoa; Chordata; Lepidosauria; Squamata; Sphaerodactylidae
Gene: TGDS
Product: TDP-glucose 4,6-dehydratase
Exons: 12
Coding region: 72-1133 (353 amino acids)
Biological process (GO): nucleotide-sugar metabolic process
Molecular function (GO): dTDP-glucose 4,6-dehydratase activity
Source: RefSeq, a predicted model, not a curated record
AGGGAGGCGAUGGGCAGCCGCGGCCUCGGAAGUGAAGCGCCGCAGGGGGACGAGCCGUCCUCUCUCGGACGAUGUCCGGCGGCCUCUUCGGAGCUGAGGCGGCCUCGGGCUUCUGCAAGCGGGUGCUGGUGACCGGCGGCGCCGGGUUCAUUGCAUCUCAUGUGGUAGUUUCUCUUGUGGAAGAAUAUCCAGACUAUAUGAUUAUUAAUCUGGAUAAGCUGGACUACUGCGCAAGUUUGAAGAAUCUUGAGACAGUUUCUGGGAAACCAAACUACAAAUUCAUCCAGGGAGAUGUCUGUGACCACAACUUUGUAAAAAUGUUGUUUGAGACUGAAAACAUUGAUAUAGUAUUACAUUUUGCAGCACAGACCCAUGUAGAUCUUUCAUUCUGGCACAAACUUGAAUUUGGCUACGUUAACGUUUAUGGAACUUGCAUUCUGGUUGGGGCUGCUCACGAGGCCAAUGUGGAGAAGUUUGUAUAUGUUAGCACCGAUGAAGUUUAUGGCGGAAGUUGCGAUAAGGAAUUUGAUGAAUCAUCACCUAAAUUGCCCACAAACCCUUACGCAACAUCUAAGGCAGCAGCUGAAUGCUUUGUUCAGUCUUAUUGGGAAAGGUAUCAGUUCCCAGUGGUUAUAACACGAAGCAGCAAUGUCUAUGGACCCCACCAGUUUCCAGAAAAGGUUAUUCCAAAGUUUAUUUCUCUUCUGCAACAGAACAGAAAAUGUUGCAUUCAUGGUUCAGGACUGCAGAGGAGACAUUUUCUUUAUGCCAGUGACGUAGCAGAAGCUUUUCUUACUGUGAUGAAGAAAGGACAGCCUGGUGAAAUCUAUAACAUUGGGACCAGUUUUGAGCUGUCAGUUACACAGCUUGCCAAGGAACUAAUCCAUCUAAUAAAGAAUACAAGUUCAGAAUCUGAGACAGAAUACUGGAUGGAUUACGUUAAAGACAGACCUACAAAUGACUUGGGAUAUCCAAUGAACUCUGGAAAAAUGCACAGCUUGGGUUGGAGACCUAAAGUACCCUGGAAAGAAGGAAUAAAGAAAACAAUUGAAUGGUAUCAAGAGAACUUCCACAACUGGAAGAAUGCAGGGAGCGCUCUGGAGCCUUAUCCUGUUUUGCAAGAAUCGGGAUGACUUGUAUGGCGCAGCUACAAGGACAAAAAAGAAGGAAAUUAUUCUACCUCAAAGCCACAGUUCUAUCGAGAGAGAGAGAGGGGAACUUCAUGGAGCGGCCAGAAUUGAAGCUGCCAUGUCUUCAGUAAAUAUAAAAUGUGAAUCAUCAACACUAUCAAGAAAGACACUAGAAAGAAAUUUUAGAAAUCUUAAUGCCAAUAGGACCAUCUUAAUUUCAUCAGCAUUCUAAUGCAAUAUUGAAGCUUUAAAGUAUUUUUUAUUAAAAAUUGGAAUUAAAGUCAUUUUUGUUAUUUGUACAUUUUGGUACAACUAUUUUGUAUUAUAUGUGUUGUUUCUUUUAAAAAAGGCAGUCCUACACCAACCCUUUCUAGUUCUUUCUGUUUCCAGAUUUGUAUUGUCACAAAAAGAGCAGUAUUCUCUGUGCUGGUUUUCCAGGGACAAUUGCUUUGUCAUCUGUUUCAGAAUAAGUGUUGUACAGUGCUAUGGAAUCCUUUGUUAACACCUGAAAUGUGUGAAAUUACAGAAACAAGAGAUUCUCUUAUA